ACAUCGUCCCACGCCAGUUUUCGUCUGGCUCUCCAGUUUUUUGUGGUUCACUUCGAGGACUUCAUGUGUCUUACUGUCUUCGCUCUCACUCUACACUUGACUCUGACGGUUGUUUGGACUUCUGCUGAAGGAACAUUUGUAGUGAAUGUGACACAGACGUCCUAUCAGGCAGAGGAGAACCACAACAUCACACUGGAAUGGACGUUCACAACCACAGCUGACACUCCCACAGACUCACUUUAUAUCUUCUGUGAGAUGAUAAAUGAUCACAAAGUCUCAGUCUUGUUUGAAAUACGUGGAGGUGUUGAGGUCCCAGAGUCUCGGGAUCAACAGUUUGUAGGACGAGUCCAGUGGGACAAAGACGUCCUCAGAGACGGACGACUCAGACUUCAUGUGUCCAGACUCAGGACUGAGGACUCAGGACGGUGUCGCUGUAAAGUGUGGAGGAAUAACAUCUUGAACUCCAGUGAUUGUUGGCUCAGCGUCUCUGCAGCGAGGGAUCAGCCCAAACCCGAGAGACCCAAAACAGCAAGUCGGGGAAUGAUCGGCCUCUAUUGUGUUCUGGGACUGAUAAUAGUGGUCAGUGUGUUGGUAAUUUGUUACUUUUUAAUUUUUCACAGUCAGUCUGAUAAGCAACAACUCGGCUCAGACUGUGGUGGAGGAUCUGAGGGAAUAGUUUGAUCAACAAAACUUAAUGAAACAGUUUUAUACGAUGGACAGAUCUAAACAGAGCAACAGACUUUGAGACAAUCAGGGAACCAGGGAGGAGAGGAGAGAGUUCCAGGAUGGGACUCAUGCUAAUCAAGCUCUAUUUUAAGGCUGCUCCAGGCUAACAGUCCAGAAAGGAAAUGGAGAAAUGGGGCUCAGGCUGGUUAAACUACGUUAAUCUGGGACAAUUGUGUCUCCACAGAGACCUGUCUCCACCACAACAUCACAGAUCAGGUUAUUGCACUAGACAGGUGGACUGAGUUGGAUGGAGAGUUGUGUUGGUUGUUUUUUACCUGAUGAGUCCAGUGGAGGAUUUGGGAAAAGUUCCAGCUCAGCAGGAUGGAUGGGGAUGAAGGUUCUCAGUCAUCCAGGUCCUGGUCAACCCUGCAACUCCCCUCCAGUUAGUCUGAACUGAAGAAGGCUCUUGGAUGAAAGGCGGAGCGUCUUCAAGGAGCAGAAACAAGUCCGGUUGUCAGCACUUUGUGUGACGCCAUGGACAAAGAAAAGACUUGUAAGGUAAUUACACUAUGUCAGGGCCAGCAGGUAACUAUAGCAACAACUGUGAUGCUGUGAACACACAUUACAAACAAUCCAUGUGAAAGUUACUGAUGGUUAAAACACAUCCUGCCUUUACAUUCUUCAGUGUCCAGAGUCAGAGGACACAACAAUGAUGGAGCUGACGGAGGAAACAUUGUUCUUCACCUUCAUGUUGUUCAUUAUUCUGACAGGACGUCUCAUCAAACUCUGUCUUUUAUUGGACUGAUCUGAAAUCUGCUCUUUGUCACUUUGUUGAAAUAAUCCUGAAAAGCAUGACUAUGAUGUAUACACAACAUUUAUAGUGUAUAUUUUAUCUUUUGUGUUUAUUUAAAUAAUAAAAUGUUAUAUUUUUAUAAA
This is a messenger RNA of Acanthopagrus latus (yellowfin seabream), 1602 nucleotides long. RefSeq lists its product as uncharacterized. The transcript has 3 exons. NCBI's taxonomy places the organism in Eukaryota, Metazoa, Chordata, Actinopteri, Spariformes, Sparidae. Bases 64 to 681 code for a protein of 205 amino acids. The record is from RefSeq and is a predicted model, not a curated record.